AUGGGUGAAAUUAGCAAGACCGAAUCAUUGCAAUUUGAUUUUCCAACAAUUAGAGUUGCUACAGAUAACUUUUCUGAUGCAAAUAAGCUUGGAAAAGGAGGAUUUGGUUUUGUCUACAAGGGUGAUUUAGAAUUUAAGAAUGAGAUCUCGAUAGUGGCUAAACUUCAAUACCGGAAUUUAGUUAAGCUCCGAGAUUUUUGCUUUAAGGGAAUUGAAAGGCUUCUCAUUUAUGAGUUUGUGCCAAAUGGAAGCCUCAAUCAAGUUAGAUUUGAUACAACUAAGCGUGCAAAUUUGGAUUGGCAAAUGCAUUACAAAAUUAUAGUUGGCAUUGCUCGAGGUCUUCUUUAUCUUCACGAAGAUUCUCGACAUCGCAUCAUUCAUCAUGAUCUCAAACCUGGUAACAUUUUGCUAGAUGCUGAGAUGAAUCCCAAAAUUGCUGAUUUUGGUCUAGCAAAAUUAGUUUUACUAAAUCAAACACAGAGCAAUACACAUAGAAUCGCUGGGACAUAG
Molecule: messenger RNA, 510 nt
Organism: Quercus lobata
Lineage: Eukaryota; Viridiplantae; Streptophyta; Magnoliopsida; Fagales; Fagaceae
Product: cysteine-rich receptor-like protein kinase 29
Exons: 3
Coding region: 1-510 (169 amino acids)
Biological process (GO): protein phosphorylation
Cellular component (GO): plasma membrane
Molecular function (GO): protein serine/threonine kinase activity; ATP binding
Source: RefSeq, a predicted model, not a curated record